AUGAUCGCAACCUCUGUGCAAGAUUUGUAGUGUUUAUGUGCAAUCAUUACACAAAUUCGGCGGCACGAUGACUGUCCAACAGCGAGGACUUGGAAGCAAUGGCUCAGAUAAUGAGGAUGCUAUGGGAAGUGUGAAGACCAUCUUGGUUACUGGGGGCGCAGGAUUUAUUGGGGGCUGGUUCAUUCGGCACCUCCUCCAGGUAUAUGGUACGAGGUAUACGGUACUCUGCUUUGAUAUCCUCGAUUACUGCGCGUCCAAGUGCAACAUACACCCCGUCGAGCAUCUUCCCAACUUCCACUUUUUUGGAGGCGAUCUGUGCGACCCCGACAGGGUAACAGCUGUCUUCCAGCAGUUUACAGUGGAUGCCAUUGUCCACUUCGCAGCAAAUUCUCACGUGGAUCAGUCUCUGGUUAACCCCGUCUCUUUCACUCGGAACAACGUGACUGGGACCCAUGUUCUUCUGGAAGCAGCACGACAGGCCGGGACGGUCGUACGGUUUAUCCACGUAUCUACUGACGAGGUAUACGGAGAAAAUCGGCCAAACCAGGACUAUGCCUUUACCGAGGAAGAUCGGCUGAACCCGACCAAUCCAUACUCAGCUAGCAAAGCCGCUGCUGAGAUGAUCGCCAAUGCCUAUCGGUAUUCUUUCCAUAUGCCCAUCAUAAUAACUCGCUGCAACAAUGUUUUCGGUCCCUGUCAGUACCCGGAGAAACUCAUCCCCAAAUUUGCGAUGCAAAUGCUGCGUUCCCAGCGUAUGACUUUACAUGGUGAGGGAAACGCAGUUCGUGGGUUUGUCUUUGCCGGCGAUGUCGUGAACGCUUUCGAUCUCAUUCUCCAUCGAGGUCUUGUAUCCGAGACCUACAAUAUCUCAUCAAAGGAGCAGCUUCAAGUCAUUGACGUUGCGAAACGAAUUCUACGGUGGUUUCACGCAGGUCCGAGCCAUGCGUGUGAGCAAUAUCUCGAGACAGUGACAGAUAGGCCCUUCAAUGACCGGAUGUAUUGGACCGAUGACUCUAAGCUCCGGCAACUAGGGUGGGAAGAGAAAGUUUCAUUCGAUGAUGCACUUACAAUGACACUAGAAUGGUAUCGGGACCAUGGCGAAACAUUUUGGUCUGAUCCAGGCCCAGCCUGCAAAUGGAAUGGGCGUCCGGGGUAAUCCUCCUUAUUCACACCGGUACCAUCGCUUUGCUUGCGUUGUGGGUGAGGUUAAGAUCCAUAUAUGAGGAUAUUACUACCGCCAUCUAACCGGUAUCUGGAUUCCACUCAUGCUAGACAGAAUACAGUAACUUUAUCUUCUUAUUGGACGGUUAUUACACCUUUUGUAAUUGUGCAUUUCCCUAUGAAAACAUGAAGACGAGAAAGACAUAACUUCCCUCGCUUAGCUGUUGACUCUCCAUACCUCAACCACGAAACAGCUUCGCCUCUCAGGCCAGCAAGUGCACACGUUGGUGCUUACUCCAUGAUUUGUCCUGGCGUUGUUGGUAAGGACAUUGACUGUCAGCACAGAACCCCCUACAGGUUCGAUCAUCAAAGUGCAAGAAAGGACUUUCUUUGGACAUAGAAACCGUGUGAUCUAGCCAAAUAUAUAGAUUUCCAAGUCUUGAUCCACGUAAGCCAUAGGGCUCACCAGAAAUGACCUUCUGAGACUCGCC
Messenger RNA from Aspergillus piperis CBS 112811, 1652 nucleotides. RefSeq names its product dTDP-glucose 4,6-dehydratase. The transcript has 3 exons. Gene Ontology annotation, molecular function: dTDP-glucose 4,6-dehydratase activity; oxidoreductase activity. NCBI's taxonomy places the organism in Eukaryota, Fungi, Ascomycota, Eurotiomycetes, Eurotiales, Aspergillaceae. The record is from RefSeq and is a predicted model, not a curated record. Bases 68 to 1156 code for a protein of 362 amino acids. Gene Ontology annotation, biological process: nucleotide-sugar metabolic process.